Messenger RNA from Ilex paraguariensis (yerba mate), 765 nucleotides. NCBI's taxonomy places the organism in Eukaryota, Viridiplantae, Streptophyta, Magnoliopsida, Aquifoliales, Aquifoliaceae. The record is from the annotation of a GenBank genome assembly.
AUGAGUGAAGAAAAGAAGUUCGAUAAUAAGAAGCAAACAAUGAAAGAUGAGGCCAUGCCUACAUUUUUCAAUGUCAAUAAGAAGAAAGAAAAUGGAAAAGGAAAGGAAGUCCCUAAAAAUGGGAAAGAAACUUCUAGAAAUCCCUCUUUAAAAGAAAGAAAGGAAGUGAAGUACACUUUCAAAGAUGAUGAUGUGGAAGAAAUUUUCAACUCAUUGCUAAAGGCUAAGGCAAUAAAAUUACCAGAGCCUAUGCAACUGUAUGAGGUUAACAAGACCGAUGAUCUAAAAUUUUGUCAGUACCAUUGGAUUUUGAGUCAUUCUUUGCAGGAUUUUUAUGUCCUUAAGAAUAGUAUUCAAGCAAUGGUGAAUAAGGGAUACAUUGAAAUACAAGAGUCCUCCACUGCUACCAUUUCAAAAAAUAUUUUCCUAGUUGAAAACGAGCCUAUCCCCACUGUCAUGCUACCAAAGGGGGCAAUCCGAGUUGCUUUUGUUGUCAACGGUGAGGUUACCUAUCGAGAUGAGUGGCAAACACAUGUCAGCAAGAGGACAAAUACUUUAUCCCCAAGUCUCAAAUCUUCAGGCCGCCCAGGAAUAAUGUUUCAAGGGAAAAAGGUGCAUAAGAAAAACAAGAAAAUGAAUAAGAAGACUCAAAAGAAAACUCAAGUCCAUUUGGAGGAUGAGUACGUCCAGCCUAAGAGGGUACCAAUUACUCUUGAAGAGUAUUUACCCACUGAAUUCUUCAAAGAGGAAAAUGUUGAAGAAUAA